CACACGCCGUACUGUUAGUCUUGUGAUGUUAGCAUUGCCAAAACGGCAAAGUGCCGGAACCAUUGCUCAGAUAACUAUAGACAGUGUUGGUGCAGCUGAUGGGAACCCGGUCUGGCCAGCAUUAAUAUCACAACAGCAUAUUUCAGCUUUUUUCCAUUUCAUCGCCAGAAUUCUCCUGGGCUAGCGACGCCAUGAACGAAGGAUUUUACUGCCAGUAAUAUUUUCCAAGGAACCUCAAAAAAAGAAUGGGCUGUGCCACCAGCAGUACACAGGGAAGGCACAGCUUUACCCACGAGGACCGAACUAAUCAGCUGCCCCGUGAAACUAUACUUCAGCAAGUGCAGUUUGAUAAUCAGAUUUCAUCAUUCGAAUUCUCUCAGGGUGAGAAGAGAGUUGUGGCGUUGUAUGACUAUGAACCAACAAGUGAACGUGAUCUAAGAUUAAAGAAAGGAGAACAAUUUAUUGUCAUAACAGAACAAGGAGAUUGGUGGAAGGCAAGGUCAUUGGUUUCUGGCAAAGAAGGAUUUGUGCCCAGUAACUUUCUCGCAAGGGUGGCUUCGUUAGAAGUGGAAAAAUGGUUCUUCAGAGAAAUAACCCGCAAAGAUGCUGAGAGGCAAUUGUUAGCACCAGGCAAUAAGUUAGGAUCUUUUCUAAUCCGAGAGAGUGAAACUAAUAAAGGUGGCUUUUCACUUUCUGUGAGGGACUGUGACUAUAAACAUGGUGAUAUAGUGAAGCACUACAAGAUUAGAACUCUUGACACUGGUGGUUAUUAUAUCACUCCCAGAGCCACAUUUCCUAAUUUGCAAAAACUUGUUUACUAUUAUUCAAGAAAUUCAGAUGGUUUGUGCCAACGUCUGACUAAACCAUGCCCAAUGCUCACUCCUCAGAAGCCAUGGUGGCCUGAUGAGUGGGAAAUCCCUAGAGAAUCCUUGACGAUGUUGACUAAAUUGGGCGCUGGACAGUUUGGAGAAGUCUGGAUGGGCCACUAUAAGGACAAUAUCAAGGUUGCUAUUAAAAUGCUGAAAGAAGGUAGCAUGUCUCCUGAGGCAUUCUUGGCAGAAGCCAAUCUAAUGAAGACACUUCGUCACGACAAGCUGGUGCAGUUGUAUGCCGUUGUAACGAAAGAGCCCAUCUACAUAGUGACAGAAUACAUGGCAAAAGGUAGCUUGCUUGACUUCUUAAAGACUGAUGAAGGAAGUAAGAUUCAACUAGCAAAGUUAAUUGAUAUGUCUGCGCAGAUUGCAGAGGGGAUGGCAUACAUUGAAAAGAAAAAUUACAUCCACAGGGACUUGCGAGCUGCCAAUAUUCUAGUAUCAGAUACUUUAAUCUGUAAAAUUGCAGACUUUGGUCUUGCAAGGCUUAUAGAUAAUGAAUACACAGCGCGAGAAGGUGCCAAGUUCCCAAUCAAAUGGACAGCACCAGAGGCUAUUAAUUAUGGCACAUUUACAAUUAAGUCUGAUGUCUGGUCCUUUGGAAUACUUUUAACAGAGAUUGUAACGUAUGGAAGAGUGCCAUAUCCAGGAAUGAGCAACCCCGAAGUGAUUCGUAACUUAGAACGUGAAUAUCGAAUGCCAUGUCCCGACCAUUGCCCAGACGAACUCUAUAAUAUAAUGAUGAGUUGCUGGAAAAAGGUUCCAGAAGAUAGACCGACAUUUGAAUAUUUACAGAGUAUUCUGGAGGACUUCUUUACAGCCACAGAAGGACAGUAUCAACAUGCUUAGCUACAAAAGCCCCCUUGGGCUACUAAAGCAAAUUGUUUAUUUAUUGCAGAGCCUCAAAUCAUGCAUUGUGUUUUCAUUCAUAUAUAGCUGAAAGCAUUUACAGUUCAAUGUGAAUUGAGGUCUUAAAACAUUGCUGUGCCAUAUUCCAUUUUCUAUGUUGAGUCCUGUAUUAGAAAGCCAAAGGAAUGCCAAUGACCCAAGAUUCAGUUAGGCUGAAUUCCAGAAGAUUGUGCUCUAGUGCUAACAGAAAUUUGAGCUAGCAGAGCAAAAAAAAGUCAAUGGGAAUAUGCCAUUAAAGUGCCUUCUGCAUAUUGUGUGUAUAAAAACAUCUUUUUCUCCAGCAAGUGCCUUCCCAGCAGCUAUGACACGGUGCUUCUUUAUUGGACAUUUGUUAACUUAGUGAAAAAUAUAUUCAUUACAAUGGAAAUGCAUUUGGAAAUUCAUCCUGAACUUGUGAUGAAACUUUGUAUGUUAUGCCUGAGCUGUUCUGAUUUUGCUGUCUUAGUCUCCAAAAGCAACGUGAUUGAUCUGUACAUUGUUUUUCAUUUCCUUCUAUGUUAUUUUAUACAUUAAAG
Messenger RNA from Stegostoma tigrinum, 2296 nucleotides. Its product is annotated as proto-oncogene tyrosine-protein kinase LCK. Gene Ontology annotation, biological process: innate immune response; protein phosphorylation; cell differentiation. The transcript is spliced from 13 exons. Gene Ontology annotation, cellular component: extrinsic component of cytoplasmic side of plasma membrane. Gene Ontology annotation, molecular function: non-membrane spanning protein tyrosine kinase activity; signaling receptor binding; ATP binding. Bases 246 to 1721 code for a protein of 491 amino acids. Lineage: Eukaryota; Metazoa; Chordata; Chondrichthyes; Orectolobiformes; Stegostomatidae. The record is from RefSeq and is a predicted model, not a curated record.